This is a messenger RNA of Orbicella faveolata, 3011 nucleotides long. RefSeq names its product receptor-type tyrosine-protein phosphatase epsilon-like. The record is from RefSeq and is a predicted model, not a curated record. Gene Ontology annotation, molecular function: protein tyrosine phosphatase activity. Gene Ontology annotation, biological process: protein dephosphorylation. Lineage: Eukaryota; Metazoa; Cnidaria; Anthozoa; Scleractinia; Merulinidae.
CAAUCAUAGGUGGCAUAACAUCUUUAUUUGAAUUUCAAAUUUCACGUUGUGAGAAAAACGAGUUUUUGUAUUGUUCCUUUCAAUCUCGUGGUAAUUCGCGUUCCAUGAUAACCCAAGCGUAAACAGCUACUUAGGGACCCAGAGUAAGGAAGUCUUUCCUGGAUAUAAGCUUCACUUAUUUCUCCUUAAAAAUGCCGUUGUGCUGUUCUCACUGCUAUCAGGUAUCGUAAUUUAUCACAAAAAUGCAGGUAGCUGUAUAAUGUUUUGUCUUGCAAAGGGUUUUACUGGUUGUUAUUAUUUCUAUUAUUUCUCACUCCUCCAGGGGGAAGAAUGUGUUUUGAAUUAUGUGACGUAGCUCGUGCGCACGAAAAGUCGGUUGUACUUUUGAUCUUGUCGCACUGCGCUGUGAAAAAUUCCAGACGGAAAGAAUUCGCCGAUUUGUGGUAAUAUGUACGAUUCUCGUCGAAGAAACUUUUAAAGGAAUCGCUGUUCAUCCUCGUCUUUCAGAAUUGAACAUUCAUUCGCGGGAUUUCUCUUGUCAAAGUAAACAUUACUUGCGUUUGAAAAGAACAAAUCACUUCACUUUACUUCAUUGAAAAGACGGUGUAGUACUGGGAGUAAUCGAAGGAGGCGACUUUAAAGACGACAGAAGAAGGACAGACAGUCAGAAUAUCCCGAUUCAAGACUGAACAAUCUUCAAUCGUCAUGAAUUUUGAACAGCGCUUGUUUAUUUCGUUGUUGGUAUCAGCCUUCGUUGUGUAUUUCACCUUGCCAGUUUCAGCUGCUGAGGAAGUCGAUUGUCAGAGCUUCAACAAAUCUUGCAGCGACUGCACCGGACAUUCCGCGUGUUAUUGGUGUUCUUCUACUAAAAAAUGUACCAAUUAUCCUGGCUGGACGAAAAUUGUCCCUCGAGAUUGCCCUAGCAGAAAAUGGUAUUAUGGUCAAUGUCGAAUAGCCGGGAACGUUCUCAUCAUUUUGGUGCCUUCCGUGGUUGGCGUCUUCUUGGUGUUUCUUGGGUGUUGUAUAUACUGCUGCUGUUGUCGUCAGUGUAACAAGUGUAAGAAAAAGCGAAUGGAUAAAGAAGACAAGAAGUUGAAGCGUAAACGUGAAGAAAUGCAGGCCAUCCAUGCUCAAAAACGAAACGAGAGAGAAGUCAAGAGGGAUGAAAUUCGCAAGAAGUAUGGCUUGCGGCCCGGAUCGGGCUAUCAGCGAAUUGAAGACGAUAAUCUCUAUUGUGAAACAAUAUCUAGAGCAAGAGAGAUGCAUGGACGCCUUGUGGCUGCGAGUCGUGUAAAACUGUCAGACGGAUUCAGCGCCGUUCGCGCUGUCAACGUUAUUUCUGUGACUUUCAUAAAUGUUUGUACGCUUCUGUGGGUUUUUGUGGUCAUCCUUGAGGCAUCUUCCUUAGGAAUUGCAGUAACUGAGGGUGGUAAUAUUACACUGAACUGCACUUUGAAUGGUUCUAACAUAAAUUGGACAAGCAGAGAAGAGUUUCUUCACAAUGGUCAGAUUUUCUCAAAACAAGGCAUCACCCGCAAUGACAGUGGAACUUACAAGUGUCAAGACUCUAAUAAUUCAUCUGAACAGCAUAAUGUCACUGUUCAAUAUGGUGCUGAGGGGAAAAUUUUAACCAAUGUCACAGAAUUCUGUUCUGGUGAGCUCAUAAACAUCUCUUGUGAAGUUGAUGCUGUACCAGCAGUUUCUGAAGUGGUUUGGAUUUUCAAGAACAAAUCUAUUCAGAAAAGCAACAGUCCAAACUUGACAUACGAACGAGCCAACUGUUCACUUGAAGGCGAAUACAUUUGCUUUCCUAAGAAUAAUAUAUCCAAUGCACGGAAUGGAACUACAGUUGUCCAGGUUAAAGAUUGCCGGUCAACCAAGUCAACACCCAGCUCCACGCCUACUACUACCGCCAAAUCAAAAGUUGUGCCCAUUGUUCUUGGUGCUUUUUGUGGUAUUCUAGUUGUUUUUGUUGCAGUUGGAGGCUAUCGUCUUUUGAGAGGAAGGAGGUACCAAUGCUGCUGCUCUGUAUAUUGUAAUGGAUUUUUCAGUGUUCAGAAUGAACCAAGUCCUCCCUCACCAACUGGACGGAAAACAAGCCUUACCAAGAUUUCAAGUGAGAAGUUAAUUCGGAAAUAUCAUUACUGUAACUUAUUAUUACUCUACUUUUAUACUUAUGCCAUAUAGCUGCUGAUGGUAGCAUGCCAUACAAUUGAUGGUGGUAUGACAUACAACUGCUGAUGGUAGUAUGCCAUAUAACUCCUGACAAAAGCAUGAAUAGUCGUCCUAUAGUAUGAAUCAAAACCCACUUGUACAGUUUUGUACAGUGAUGUAAUCCAUUCAUCUCUUAAUGUAUGGAUGUACAUGCUGUGGUAAACUAGUCGUCUCAAAUUAAAUAUAAAUAUGCAUACAGUGUAUUACUAAGUUGUGACCUGGUUGUUAAGGACAUUUGCAGCCAUUGUUACUGUGCAUCCUUUCUGCGCACAAAAUUCAUGUCACAAGGUCACCCCACGUCAUACAUUAAGUGCAUGCUAAGGAAGAAACAUCGCAAGUAUAGGGCUUGAGACCGAGUGCACUAACUUUGCCUGCAAUCUGCUUUCAUGGUUGCCCAGUGACCCCCAUUGUUCUUUCUGUAGAUCAAUUUCUUACCUGAUUUUAUCCAUUAUAACAACAACAAAAAAAAAAAGCAGGAAAAACCUAUGCUCGUGAAGUUACAAAUAUUUUGCUUUUUCUGCUCGUUUGCGAGCAAAGUUUUCUUCAAAUGUGGAUGGUGUAACACUCCAAAAGCACAUGGUUUUUAUUACUACACACUUCAUGUGAGUCACACUAAAUAUAUAUCAUCUAACCACGACUUCGUGUAAGUCGCACGGGAUAUAACAUCUCCCCCUUUUUUGCAGUUGUCUACACAGUCCACAUAAAAUAAAAUAAUAACACAGGAUGGCAAAAUCCAAUUCAAUGUUCCAGAGUCUUUGAAUCAAUCAGAACCAAAGUCUUGAGACUUAAUGUGACUA